Messenger RNA from Theobroma cacao (cacao), 1925 nucleotides. RefSeq names its product beta-glucosidase 42-like. NCBI's taxonomy places the organism in Eukaryota, Viridiplantae, Streptophyta, Magnoliopsida, Malvales, Malvaceae. Gene Ontology annotation, molecular function: beta-glucosidase activity. The record is from RefSeq and is a predicted model, not a curated record. Gene Ontology annotation, biological process: cellulose catabolic process.
UGAACAGAAGGAUGCGAGAGGAAAGAAUCAGCAUGCGUGUAUAGAAAUAAAUAUAAAAAGUUAAAUGUAAAAUGUCGAAAACAAGUCAGUAAAUAAGUUGAUGUGAGAUGGAGCAGGCACAGUGUGGGCGAUCCACUUUAUGAGGUCAGUAUAACCACACCUCAGCCUCAGGUCCUCCAAUGUCUAGUAUAGAAUAAGCAAAUCCGUUGAGAGGGUAAAAUAACACCGAAAAUGGCGAAGAAGGAACUGUUAGUGGAAAAUGGGGAAGAAGUCUGCAGAGCUGACUUCUCUCCCAGCUUCGUGUUUGGGGUUGCCACUUCUGCAUAUCAGAUUGAAGGAGCCUGCAACGAGGGCAGCAGGGGUGCUAGCAUAUGGGAUUCUUUUUCACGCACUGAAGGAAAAAUUGUUGAUGGAAGCACAGGAGAUGUGGCAGUUGAUCAUUAUCAUCGAUACAAGGAAGAUGUUGACCUUAUAUCCAAGUUUGGAUUUGAUGCUUAUAGGUUCUCCAUAUCAUGGUCUCGUAUCUUCCCAGAUGGUUUGGGAACCAGAGUCAAUGAUGAAGGAAUUACCUUCUAUAACAAUCUCAUUGAUGCUCUUCUUGAAAAAGGUAUUCAGCCUUAUGUAACUUUGUACCAUUGGGAUCUCCCUCUGCAUCUUCAUGAAUCAAUUGGAGGGUGGUUAAAUAAGCAAAUUGUAAAAUACUUCGCCAUCUAUGCAGAUACUUGCUUUGCACACUUUGGUGAUAGAGUAAAGAAUUGGAUCACUAUAAAUGAACCUCUCCAAACUGCAGUGAAUGGGUAUGAUACUGGGAUAUUUGCUCCUGGAAGAUGUGAAGGUUCAUCAGCAGAACCAUACUUGGCUGCACACCAUCAGAUCUUGGCCCAUGCAACGGCUGUUUCAAUAUACAGAAGCAAGUACAAGGAUAAGCAAGGGGGACAAAUUGGGUUGGUGCUAGAUUGUGAAUGGGCAGAGGCUAAUUCAGAUAAAAUUGAAGAUAAAUCUGCUGCAGCAAGGCGCCUUGAUUUUCAGUUUGGAUGGUACAUGUGCCCGUUAUAUUAUGGUGACUAUCCUGCAGUUAUGCGUGAAAGAAUAGGAGAUCGACUUCCCAAGUUCUCUCAGGAAGAAAAAGAAUUGCUUGGAAACUCAUUGGACUUUAUUGGCCUUAAUCAUUAUACAUCAAGGUUUAUUGCUCAUGUAAACAAUGGUUCUGAAGAAAGUUUUUUCUAUCGAGCACAAGAGAUGGAGAGAACUGUUGAAUGGGAAGGGGGCGAGAAGAUUGGUGAAAAGGCAGCAUCAGAAUGGCUUUACGUUGUCCCUUGGGGCAUCCGGAAGGUUCUCAAUUACAUAGCACAAACGUAUAGUAAUCUCCCAAUAUAUGUCACAGAGAAUGGGAUGGAUGAUGAAGAGAACAGGAGUUUGCCUCUCCAUGAGAUUCUUGAUGACAAAUUAAGAGUUCGUUAUUUUAAGGGAUACCUUGCAGCGGUUGCUCAGGCAAUCAAGGAUGGAGCUGAUGUGAGGGGAUACUUUGCAUGGUCACUAUUGGACAACUUUGAGUGGGCUCAAGGCUACACCAAGCGCUUUGGUUUGGUUUAUGUGGAUUAUAAGAAUGGUCUCACUCGACAUCCGAAAUCUUCUGCCUAUUGGUUCUCACGCUUCUUGAAAGGUGGUGAGAAGAAAAGUGGCAAAGAAGACUAAACUCAAAAUAACAAAACAGUGCUCAAGUUGUUGGCUAUAUAGACCCUGUCUGAUGUUGUGUCUGUAUUUUAUAGAGCUUGAUCAUCAUUGGUGCAUGAUAGGCAAUGGCUACAGUAAGGCUGAUCUUACUGUAAGGUCAAAUGAUGGACUAAUAAUAAUAAAUACUUGUUAAACAUUACCUGUGAGGUCAAAUAAUAGAAUAAAAAAAAAAAUAAAAACCUUGUUAAACA